UCAGCGUCCAAACUUCCCUUCGCCGGAAAAAGCAUUCGCUCGUCGCGGCUAUCUCUGGCGCCGGAGACAAUCAAUUUUCGAGUGAAUCUUUCUUUGCAUAAUGGAUGUCAUGAAGCUUCUAAAAGAUUACCCCUUUGCUACACUACAAGAUGUGGAGCAGCAAGUCCUCACUACUGGCCCAGAUCUGUGUGGGUAUCACAGCCCUUCUUACCUCAGCUCCCGUAUGGAUAGCAGUAUUCAUUAUAUCAGUAAGGCACGAGAAACAGAAAAAGUAAAAGGCAGAGAACACGUUGAAGCUGGGCCUUUACUUCAUGUGCAUUCAGUACAUGUACAACCAAAACAAGCUCUAAGAAACAGACCACUUCUUGUAUAUGGUACGAUUCGGGUUAACUAUGAAAAGAGCGGAAAACCGAUGCAGCUUGAUGUUUACAACCGAAGUGCUAAUGAUGCCGACGACAUUAGCCCAAGUGGUGGCGAUUUAUCUCUUGGUUGGCCUAAUGCUUUUUGUGAUAGGAAUGAUAUGUGGAUGGAAUUGCACGGAACAACUAUAGAAGUGGAUCUCUAUUUCAAAAUUGGGGAUGAGGUUGUUACGUUGGCUCAAGAGGAAAUUUUGGUGGAGGAUACAACUGAAGGUGAUUUUGAAGAAGUGAGAUCAAAAGAAUUCCAUGGCACACUUUGCUCGGCUACCUUGAUUUACAUUGCUAUGCCAUUUGCUGCUCUUUGCAAAGUGCAUGUAAGAUUCUCUAGCAAAGAUAAGGACCGGAUUGUUAAUGUUGCUGGAAAAAUUGUUGCGCGAUAUAAGAACACUUAUGGAAACUAUGAUUCAGAAGCCUGCGUUCUUUUUGAUAAGCAGAAUGACUUUGAACCUGUAAAGAUGAAUAAUAACAUGAGUAUGUCGAGAACAUUGAUGGGGUUGCCAGCAUAUUCGUCACUUGAAAUUAAUCUGGACUUGAGGGACUUCAACACAAACAGAGAGCUUGUUAGAAAAAGAGUGGAAUUGUUAGACUGGAAUGGUUUAUAUGCAGGUAAGUAUGCAGUGGCUGUGGAUGGGUUUGCCAUUAUUGUGGAUGCGAGAAAGUUUUCGUACCGACCUGUUAAGUGGCGUCACUGGAGUGGUUCAGAAGAUGAGCUUGUCCGUUAUCUGCAGUCUGAUAAUGAAUCAUCAUCAACAUCAUCAUCGUCCAACAAUGACAACCCUCGGUGCCAUCAUCAUUGUGAAGAAAGUAAACUGUAUUCAUCAGAAUUAACAGAAGUCUACUCAAUCUUCAUCGGUCGUAAAAGAAAGGAGGCAUUGAAAAUUUUGGGCACGGUUGAGUUGUCUUCCGAAUAUCAUACUACUCAGCACUAUGUAUUCAAGAGUACUGGUAAUGAUGGGGUGGAAGUAGAAGAUUCACAGAAAGUUUUACCAAUGAUGGAUGUGUAUAUGAGUUCUGUGUAUAUGACUUCUUACGCGUCUAGCAUGCUGGAUUUGAAGGUCAAUCUCGAAGAUGUUGGUGGGAAGUAUCAAAAUAGAGGUUUUGCUAGUUAUGAUAGUAAUCGCUCAGAUUUUUUAAUAUAUUAUGACGCCCAAAUGUGUUCUAUUUUUCCGGGCAAAGAUGGGUUUUGUGCAUUUGAGAAAGUAAUCCUUAAUUAUUAGACGUCGGAAAAAUUAGUUUUAAAAUACAUUGACAAUGUCAAUCUAAUUCUACUUUUAAAAUAUAUUUUUAUUGCUACUUGUAAUUUGAGUUUCUAAACUUUUGAUCUUUUAUAAGGAUGAGAUAUUUUAAUAAAAAUACUAUCUCUUCUAUAUAUUGAUUAUCUAAAUUUAAUUACUUUUAAAUGUAUAUCUAUAUUAAAUAUUUAUUCCAAUG
Molecule: messenger RNA, 1850 nt
Organism: Cuscuta campestris
Lineage: Eukaryota; Viridiplantae; Streptophyta; Magnoliopsida; Solanales; Convolvulaceae
Source: the annotation of a GenBank genome assembly